Molecule: messenger RNA, 893 nt
Organism: Camelina sativa (false flax)
Lineage: Eukaryota; Viridiplantae; Streptophyta; Magnoliopsida; Brassicales; Brassicaceae
Product: inactive GDSL esterase/lipase-like protein 25
Biological process (GO): endoplasmic reticulum organization
Molecular function (GO): lipase activity
Source: RefSeq, a predicted model, not a curated record
CUGUCUCAACAAGUCAAGAAAUUCUCACAAAACAAGAACAAAUGGACUGAUAAAGCGCUGUCAGAAGCUAUCUACUUAACCUACAUUGGCUCUGAUGAUUACUUGAACUAUGCCAAGAAUAACCCAAAUCCCUCUCAUGAUCAAAAGCAAGCCUUUGUGGAUCAAGUCAUCACUUCCAUAGAGGCAGCAAUAAAGGCUGUUCACGAGGCGGGAGGGAGGAAGUUCGCCUUCCAAAACUUACCACCGUUAGGCUGCUUGCCUAUGGUUAAACAAGAGACGGGAAACUAUAAAGAUUGUGUGAAGCUGCCUUCAGAAAUGGCAGCAAUGCAUAACAAGAACUUAUUGAAACUCAUAGAGAAACUGGCACAAGAUCUUGAGAGUUUCCAGUUCUCGUUCUACGAUUUCUUCAGCUCAAUCCAGAACAGAGUUUUAGAGCCCUACACUUACAUAUUCGGGACAGGGCCACUAAAGGGGACAGGUUGUGCAGCCAACAACGUGUGUGUCAAUCCAAAUGGGUACGUCUUCUUCGACGGUAAGUAUUUGACACAAAAAGCGAACUUUCAGGUAGCCGAUCUGAUGUGGAAUGCAAACCCUCAAGUCAUUGAACCCAACAAUCUCCGUGAGCUUCUCGUCUUUCCUCUCGACAUACCAUUCAUCUACAAUGUCAAAAGCCUUGACCAAGUUGGUAAAGCUGGCUCCUUUGUGAUAUAAUAAGAUCGUGUGUAACUGAAAUAAUCAAGGCCAGGAUUGUGUAUAUCUGGCACUUCUUAAGAUAAUCUACUGUUAAUGUCGGGUUGGUGGGCAACGUAACGAAAAUAAUAAAAUUUGACGAUGAUGUUGUGUCGUCAAAUAAAAUAUUGAAGAUGGGUAACCUUGUGGAACUCCUAGUUAAA